AGAGAGAGAGAGAGAUUUACAAAUUGAUAGGUGGUCUCGUUUUGUUUGGCCGCACAGCUCAGAUGCGUGAGAGGGUUUCCUUCUCUUUAAGGAUUCAGUCAUCGCGAUGGCCACCGGGAGACCAAGCAUGAGUCGCUGCCUCGGCGACACUUAGUGCUGCUCGUGCCGUGGAUUGAAGAAAAAAAAUAUCCCAGCUCGAGAGAUAGACUUAUCUAACUCACUUUCAGAUGCGUAAAAACUCUCUAGCUUUCAGCGCGCGACUGAUAUAAAAAUCAGUUUGGAAUCCUUAUAAUAUUAUCACUUUUUUUUUUUUUUUUUUUUUUUUUUUUUUUUUUUUAAACUAAAUUGUUAUUUUGACACGAGCGCAGGGAUGACUACCGAAACCGUGCAGCAGCAACUGGACCCUCCGCCUUCUCUGCGCUCGAGCCCCGUGCACUCCGGGCUCCAGAGCUCGCGCACGGUUCUGGAGAGCACCACUGGCGCAAACGCUUCCAAAAGCAAAAAGUCCAACUCAGGCAUGAGACGCCCCGAGAAGCCACCCUACUCCUACAUCGCCCUCAUAGUAAUGGCUAUCCAGAGCUCGCCGACCAAGCGCCUGACUCUAAGCGAGAUCUACCAGUUCCUGCAGGCCCGUUUCCCGUUUUUCCGCGGCUCGUAUCAAGGCUGGAAAAACUCUGUAAGGCACAACUUAUCUCUCAACGAGUGUUUCAUCAAGCUGCCCAAGGGCCUUGGGCGGCCUGGUAAGGGUCACUACUGGACCAUCGACCCCGGUAGCGAGUUCAUGUUCGAAGAAGGGUCGUUUCGUAGGCGCCCACGCGGUUUCCGUAGAAAGUGCCAAACUCUCAAGCCCAUGUACCGUAUGAUGAACGGGCUCGGCUUCGGCGCCUCCGUGCUGCCGCAGAACUUCGACUUCCAGCCGCCACCGGCGCCGCUCGCGUGCCACGCCGGCGGCUACAACCUCGACGCCAUGGCAAGCGGCGCUUAUGACGGACUCGGCGCCGCGGCUCAUCACGUACCGAGUGCGAGCUCUGCGUACAUGUCCCCUGCGUGCCAGGUCACCUCGAGCGGCGGCGACUACGCGCACGACAACAACGGCAACAGCACCGGAAGCGGCAGCAGUCCGCUUCAUUCACCGCCGACCAUGAGUGGACCUCUGGAGUGUCCUUCACCGUACACCACCGCCGCCACCGCGCACUGGCCUACAUCCGCCGUGUCGCCCUACAUCAAGCAGUCUCCUCUGGCUGCAGGCAGCCCGACAUCAUCCUCAUCCUCCGGUUUACACUCGGGUGUGGCACCAUACGCCCUCGAACAGAGCUACCUGCACCACGGAGCCAGAGACGCAGCAGAUAUCUCAGUGGGAAUCCCUCGGUAUCAGUCUCACUCUUCUCCAGUGUGCGACAGGAAAGACUUUGUGUUGAACUUUAAUGGCAUCGCAUCUUUUCACCCGAGUGCUGGAGGAUCUUACUACCAUCAUCACCACCACCAUCAUCAUCAUCAACUACACCACCAAGGAAUCUGUCAAGACAUCAAGCCGUGUGUAAUGUAGACCAAAAACAGGACAGAGACACACAGACACACCAGAGACGGAAAAAAGUGGAGCCUAAUAUGUAUGUAUAUGUAUGUAUAUGUAUAUGGGCUAUAGGUCCUGUUUCCAAAGUCCCGGAAAUAGUGUUGAAGAUGCAAAGAUUCUGAAUGGACUUAUGAAAUGUAAAUUAUGAAGAGUGGGAAGGAAACAAUAAUAGGCCCGUUUAGGAUUUACAUAAACCUAUACAGUGUUGACUUUACACACACACACACACACACACGCACACACACACACACACACACACACCAAAGAUACUGGCGGAAAUGCUGCUCACUCGUAAGAACUAAGGAACCCUGAUGAUUUCACUUUAUUUCUUUAUUUCAAGUUUUCCGAACUUCUCACUACAUGUGUCAUAUACUGUAGCACUAUAAAAAGAAGGAAGACAAAAAGAGAAGAAAAAAAAAAGAAAAAAAGAGGGAGCACAUUUUUCUGCUUUCUCAGUCUACUUAAAACAAUUUAUAGGUUUCUUGGAAACCCUAAGUGUCAUUUGAUAUAUAUUGAAUUCUUAUUGUUUGUUUGGGUUUUUUUUCUCCAGCUGGAAAUGCAUACGCCUGUAACAGAUAAUCAGCGACUGCACUUAUUUUAGUCCAACAGUGUGAUUACACAACCCGCAGGUGCUGUCGGGAAAUUUCCCUGCAUUGAUGUACAGUUCAAUAAAAACUAUAUAUUCUAAAAUAAAUAAAUAAAUAAAUAAAGAAUGAAAGAAAGAAAAAGAAAAAAAAGAAAGAAAGAAAACACGGUUUAAUGAUAUGAAUGGUCUUUAAAACGUUGUUUAAUUCGAGAUGAUCGGCGGGGUUUGAAAUCUUUAAACUUGUCUGGGACAAUAACUCCUCUUCCUCUGAAGAAGGAAACAAAGAAACACUGAUAGGCUUCAAAUCAACCACAUUUUCGCUGUUUGCAUGCCGAAUUUACGCAGAUUCUUAUGCUUUAUUUGCCAAAAACGUAUUUUUUUCAAAAACUUUAUUAUUAUUAUUAUUUUAAGUGCGUUCACGUCGCAUCCAGGUUGUAUCCAUUGAGCUUAGUGUUCCUGUGAUCGACCUAAAUGAACAGUAUAAUUUACUAAAUAGUUAUUUGCAAUUAGAAUUUUAUAAUUUAGGCGCUGUAAAAAAAAAAAAAAUAAAAUAAAUAAAAAAAACACACACACACA
Ictalurus punctatus (channel catfish) is the source of this 2732-nucleotide messenger RNA. RefSeq names its product forkhead box F2a (gene foxf2a). The coding region runs from base 371 to 1546 and encodes 391 amino acids. Gene Ontology annotation, cellular component: nucleus. The record is from RefSeq and is a predicted model, not a curated record. The transcript has 2 exons. Gene Ontology annotation, biological process: animal organ morphogenesis; regulation of transcription by RNA polymerase II. Lineage: Eukaryota; Metazoa; Chordata; Actinopteri; Siluriformes; Ictaluridae. Gene Ontology annotation, molecular function: DNA-binding transcription factor activity, RNA polymerase II-specific; RNA polymerase II cis-regulatory region sequence-specific DNA binding.